Molecule: messenger RNA, 1156 nt
Organism: Beta vulgaris subsp. vulgaris (sugar beet)
Lineage: Eukaryota; Viridiplantae; Streptophyta; Magnoliopsida; Caryophyllales; Amaranthaceae
Product: protein FAR1-RELATED SEQUENCE 5-like
Exons: 3
Coding region: 389-1156 (255 amino acids)
Source: RefSeq, a predicted model, not a curated record
AUGAGCUUGUAUUUUCGAUGUGUUGUUUGUAUAAUGAGAUUGUAUAUUCGUGUGUGAUGAAUGAGAAAUUGAUGGGUUGGUUAAUAUGGUUUAUCUUUUAUGGAUAUGCAAAAAAAUUCAUGCUUUGAGCCCUCUUGAAUCAUAGAUGUAGGCAUGGAGUAUGUAGUCAUUAGAUGUGUAUUCUCUGGGAUUAUAAUGUUGGGCUUUACAGCUCUUUGAAAUAGUGGGAUGUAGGCACUAUUAGUAUAAUUUAUUUGAAUUUUUAAAGAAUUUUGGUUGAUUUGAUUUUUUUUUUUUAUUAGAUUUUGAGUUGGGGUUGAAGAAAGAAUUCAAGGUAACCUCAUGCUGCCAAGUAUUGUUUUUACAGAGAGAUUAAUUUGAAGAUUUCAUGGAAACUCAACCUAUGAUUAUGGAAGACGCUAAUCAACAUACUCCAACAACACAAGUAGCAGUUGAGAGUGCUCUAGUACUUAGUUCUUUCAGUACUAGUACAUGGGUUACACCUAGAGCACGCCCUUUUGUUACCCCGGGAGGAACAAGGGAGUGGAUGCCUUUGUGCUCUAAUGAGUUAACACCUGUAUUGGGGAUGAAGUUUGAUAGUUUGGAAGAAGGGAUUAAAUUCUAUGAUGCUUAUGCUCUACAUUGUGGCUUCAACACUCGAAAGUCAACAACUAACAAGAACAAAAGUGGUGUUGUUGCAAUAAAAUAUUGCUUAUGCAAUAAGGCGGGUUUUAAAGAGAAGCGUAAGACAAAGAAUGAGGAUAAGCCCAAAGAACAGGAGGAUGGAAAAGCUACUACUAGAAAAAGGUUGGUGACAAGAGUGGGGUGUAAAGCUCAGUUAGUUCUUAAGAUUCGGGAAGAAGGUGGAUAUUUUGUGAAAAACUUCUAUGAAGGACACACCCACCCUCUUUACACACCCAGUUGUAGAAAAUUUCAGAAGCAAGGUAGAAAAAUGACAAUUUUGCACAAGAAGUUCGUAGUUGACAAUUCAAAGUUGAAUAUUGGGCCAACAAAAAGUUUUAGAAUCUUAAAAGAGAAUGUUGGUGGAUAUGACAAUAUCGGAGCUUCAAAGCAAGAUUUCAAGAAUUUCUCAAGAGAUCUAAAAGCAUAUAUUGAUGGCUCUGAUGCUCAAAGUUUAUGGACAAUUUUAAAAUGA